CAAAGAAUGGCAGAACGGUCAGAGAACAAAGUACCUUAUAUCGGUACCCUAAUACCGCGCAGGAAAGGCCACCGUCUCUAUCAACAUAAAUGAAUAUGCGUGCUAACCUGGGGCUGUGGCUGGCUGCAGUGUCUUUCGCCUUCUGCACUUUGAUCUGUGUUGGAACCCUUGCGGAUGCGUACCCGUCGAAACCCGACAAUCCGGGAGAAGACGCGCCCGCCGAAGACUUGGCCAAAUAUUACUCGGCUCUGAGGCACUACAUCAAUCUUAUCACGCGGCAGAGGUAUGGGAAGAGGUCCAGUCCGGAGACUCUAUUUUCCGACCUUCUGUGGAGGGAAAGUACAGAAAGAAUACCAAGACCAAGAUAUGAAGACCCUUCUAUGUGGUGAUGAAACCGUGCUCUUCGUUGUCUACGUUAUCACUUUACAUUUCACGCUAGAACACUGACAACCAAAUGCAGCCAGACUUCCAAAGAGAAACCCUGCAUGCAGCCGCCAUGGAGAACUCUGUAGAAAAACAUCCUGCACCAUAUUGUGUGUGUUUAUACAUUAUUUGUGCAUUCCAGUUAAGUGAUGUAAAAUAUUUGUAUAGUGAUUGGUUUUUGUGCUAUUAAAAUUAAAUUACAAAAAUUGCACAUGCAAUAUUGUAUUUGUCAUUAAU
Polyodon spathula (Mississippi paddlefish) is the source of this 660-nucleotide messenger RNA. RefSeq names its product pro-neuropeptide Y-like. Gene Ontology annotation, cellular component: extracellular region. Gene Ontology annotation, molecular function: neuropeptide hormone activity; neuropeptide Y receptor binding. The record is from RefSeq and is a predicted model, not a curated record. The transcript is spliced from 4 exons. Lineage: Eukaryota; Metazoa; Chordata; Actinopteri; Acipenseriformes; Polyodontidae. Gene Ontology annotation, biological process: neuropeptide signaling pathway; feeding behavior. The coding region runs from base 90 to 389 and encodes 99 amino acids.